AUGUCUGGCGGUGUUGAACUUGAUCUUGCCUGUGGUGAAAGUGAUGCUGAUGAAUUUUCAUCAUCUUCAAAAUCGAAACAAACUCGAACUGUAUCCAUUGAAGAAGACCAAGUAUUUGCUAAUGGUGAUGGCGUUGGCAAUGGUGAUGAUGAUGAUGAUGAUGAAAUAGCAAUAAUCGAAGAAUCCAAAGCUAUUUCACAAAAUGAAAGUCAAAUUAGUGAAAAAUCAAUUGGAAAUGAUUAUCCAAAUGCAAUGAAAACUAAUUUCAGCGAUAUCACAAGAAACGAAACUAAUUACAAUGGUAAACGUCGAAGAACCGAAAGCAUUUCUUCCUCUUCAUGCUCCUCCGGUUCUUCAAACAGUAGUGGCAGCAGCAUUAGCAGUGGCAGUUCCAAUCGUCAGUCGUUAAACGAUUUCAAUGACGAAACCAUGCCAAAUGAAUCGAGUUGUGUCGAAAUUGAAGUUUCAGGAGGCAAAAACAAGCCGGAACAUGAAUCAAAUAGAAAUGAACAGCGCAAAACAAAUGUGCCAACACUAAUGAUAACAGUGAAAAAUGAAAUGGCUCAACCCAUACGUGAGCAAACCAUUCCAACUACAGAUUCUUCAGGGACAGCUACGCUUCGGCAUAUAUUCAGUGAUGCUGUUUAUUUUUUAAUUAAAAGUGGCAACGAGGAAAAUAUUUCAUUGGCGAAAUCAAAAGGUGUAUGGUCAACACCGCCAGCUAAUGAACAAAAAUUAAAUCGAUCUUUUCGAGAUCAUCGAAAUGUAAUUUUAAUUUUUUCAGUCGCAGAAAGCAAAGCAUUUCAAGGCUUUGCUCGUAUGUCAUGCGAAGCUCGUCAUGAUAGUCAGCCAGUUCAUUGGAUUCUACCACCAGGCAUGAGUAAUCGUGCUUUUUCAGGCGUUAUUUAUAUUGAUUGGAUUACUUGUCGAAGUUUGCCAUUUGGUAAAACAUCACAUUUGUUCAAUUCGUGGAAUGAGAACAAACCGGUUAAAAUUGGACGUGAUGGUCAGGAGAUCGAACCACGUUGUGCUGAAGCUUUAUGUCGUUUAUUUCCAUCGGAUCCAACGAUUGAUAUUAUUGCAAUAGCAACAAAAGCGAAGAAUAAUAAAAAACGUUGUUCAUCUCGAUCGCAAUCACAUUCGCCAUCAUCGAUAAAUGUAUCGUCAUCAUUACCUUUGGAAUCUUUGUCAUCAUCAUCCCUAGUAAUUAAACGACAAACAUCAAAAGAUCGUAAUCGUCGCUCAUCAUCACAAGAUACUAAACAUCGACCAACAUCACCACCACUGCCGCCACCAGCAUCAACAGAUUUUUCAUCUCGCCAUUCGUCGAAUCGUUAUCGUCAUCGGUCACCGUCAAAUCAUGAUCGUCCUAGAUAUCAGCAAUCAAGAAAUCGCGAACGUGAAAAUAAUGAUUUACAACGCAAGCGACGACGACGAUCACGAUCUUCGCAUUCUGAUCAUGGGGGUAAAGCUGGAUCCCAUCGAAAACAUAACCAUCGCAAUAACGGUGACCAACCACCAUACAACAACAACAAUAAAAAAAUGUCGAAAAUUAUUGGGAGCGGGACAUGUGAUGAAUAUAUGAAUCAUUUAGUUGCAACUCAUGCACAGUAUGCUGGCUAUGGUGCGCCUAUAUUUCCACAUGGAACCUACCCUAUGGCUUAUGAUCCAACUACUUUCUAUCCAAUGGGAUAUGACCAUCGUGGUAUGCCAAUACCAAUGUAUGGUGCAGGUUAUGAAGUUCCUAUGGAUAUGUAUUAUCCUCAGCCCACCUCUUCAAUGCCAUCAUCUCGUUCUCGAAACGUUAAUGAAUAUGAACAAGAAAUCAAUGCAUUUCUACGUCAUACAACAACAACGGGCCCUUAUCCAACUAAUGAUAUAAAUAUCAAGUCGCAUCGAAAUCAACGUCAUCAGCGACACGAAGAUGACUAUCGUUAUAAAUCUUCAUCGCGACAUCGCUCCAAAUCUCGUGAACAUCGUCGUUAA
This is a messenger RNA of Rotaria socialis, 1986 nucleotides long. NCBI's taxonomy places the organism in Eukaryota, Metazoa, Rotifera, Eurotatoria, Philodinida, Philodinidae. The record is from the annotation of a GenBank genome assembly.